This is a messenger RNA of Aspergillus melleus, 4527 nucleotides long. It is a transcript of the gene PDS5, whose product is annotated as sister chromatid cohesion factor PDS5. The transcript is spliced from 2 exons. NCBI's taxonomy places the organism in Eukaryota, Fungi, Ascomycota, Eurotiomycetes, Eurotiales, Aspergillaceae. Gene Ontology annotation, biological process: DNA repair; mitotic sister chromatid cohesion. Gene Ontology annotation, cellular component: nucleus; chromatin. Bases 1 to 4527 code for a protein of 1508 amino acids. The record is from RefSeq and is a predicted model, not a curated record.
AUGCCUGCGCGCACCCGUCAUGGCCCCUCCGCCGCGACGGAGGUCGCAGAGCCCGAGGAGAUCGCCGGUGGUCUCCGUCGUCUUCACUUCAAUGAACCGCUAUCGUGGCGUGUCGGUCGAGGCGCCAUCCCCAUCGCAGACCUGCUCCACCGCCUGCAGACCCUCGCGCAGGAGCUUCGCAAGCUGGAACAAGAGGAGGUAGAGAAGGAUUCGCUCAAGAAGGUAUCGCAGGAGCUGGCCACCGCUCAGCUUCUUGGCCACAAGGAUAAGGGUGUACGAGCUUGGGCGACGUGUUGCAUUGUCGACGUGCUGCGGCUCUGUGCGCCUGACGCGCCGUUUACCGCUAAUCAGCUCAAGGAUGUGUUUACCUGCAUUGUCACCUCGAUUAUACCCGCUCUCGGGGAUCCCGCGAACCCCUAUAACUCUCAACACAUCUACGUGCUCAACUCCCUCGCGGAGGUGAAAAGUGUUGUCCUCAUGACUGAUUUGGACCACCCCGAUUCUUUGAUUGUUCCGCUCUUUAUCAGCUGCUUCGACAUCGUCUCCGGCUCCUCGAAAGCGUCGACCGGCGAGGAAAUCGCGAAGAACGUCGAGUUCGACAUGACUAGAUUGCUUGUCACCGUUAUUGACGAAUCGCCGGUACUCGCUCCCGAGGUGGUCGACGUGAUCGUCGCGCAAUUCUUACGGGUUGACCCCCGUGUCUUGGAGCUUCCCGCUGGCAGGAAAGGAAAGAAAGCCGAUGCGCCGGUCGAUGCCAAGCAAGGCACGUUACUUCUGAAAGAUUACCCUCCGGCCUACAACAUGUCGAAAGCGAUCUGUCAAGCGUGUCCGGAACGGAUGACCAGCCAUAUCAGUCAGUAUUUCAACAAUGUCAUUAUCGACGUCUCCGCAUCGAAGAACGGCGCAUCGAAGAAUUCGAAUCGCCGGGUUACCCUUGACGAAGAAGAAGAGGAAGAAGAAGACAUCAAGGAGUUGAACAAAGCCCAUCGUCUGAUUCGUGAGCUGUGGAAAGCCUGCCCGGAGGUAUUGCAGAACGUGGUCCCUCAGCUCGAGGCCGAGCUCUCCGCCGAGUCCGUUUCCUUGCGUCUCCUGGCAACCCAGACUAUUGGCGAUCUGACUGCGGGAAUUGGCGUUUCCGGGCCACCUCCGGCACCUCCGAUGGAUCCCACCGUCUAUCCUCCGGUCACACUGGAGGAAUACCCCCAAACAAUUCCUCAGACGAACGUCGUUCUAACGCCAUUCUCUCCCAAACCUUUCUCUCAGGCACAUGGAUCUACUUACGAGGGCUUUUUGAGUCGGCGUCUGGAUCGAUCUGCCUCGGUCAGAGCUGCGUGGGCAACCGUCGUGGGCCGGAUCCUACUGACGUCAGCCGGUGGCUCUGGACUGAGUGAUAGCGAGGAGCAAACGCUCAUCAAACACCUAGCAUCGAUGUUGCGAGAUGCCGACGAGAGGGUUCGCGUGGCGGCAGUCGACGCGGUGAGCAAUUUCGGUCUGUCUCAUGUCGUGCUGAAGCUUGGUGCGGACGGUGGAUUUUCAUCCUCGGACUCGAUACUUUACAUCCUAGCAGAGCGUGUCAAGGAUCGGAAGCCGCAUGUGCGAGAGCGCGCAAUGCGGACCCUGGCCCGGAUGUGGGCUGUUGCCGCCGGUGAACUUGAACAUGAUAACGAGCAAGUCGUUUCUCUUCUCGGAGACGGUCCGUCCAAGAUCCUGGACGCCUAUUACACGAAUGACCCCGACAUCCACGUGUUGAUCGAUCGUGUUCUCUUCGAGAUCCUCCUCCCGCUCAACUAUCCUCCGAUUAAGCCCAAGCUGACUCGGGGUGGGUCGAGCCAAUCGCAAAAGCAAAAGGACUCUCAGACCACGGAAGGCGAGGGUGAAAUCGACGUGGACAAGGUCCGCGUUCGUCGCAUUCUCACCCUGACAAGGGGGUUAGAUGACAAAGCGAAGAAGGUAUUCUUCGCUAUGCAGGCCCGACAAAUCCAGAUGAGGACCGCGAUCACGCUUUACCUUCAGGCCUGUGAGGAUUAUAAUGGUGGCAUCAUGGAGAAAGACGAGCAGCGGAUCAAAACCCAGAUCACCCGCGUCAUUGACGGUCUGUCAAAGAUCUUCCCUGACUCCUCGCGCGCGUCUGCCGACCUGUGGAAAUUUGCCAAGGCGCACGACCGACGAAGCUACCAGCUCAUUCGCUUUGCUAUGGCCGCGGUCAGUGAUUAUCGCACCGUCGUCAAGGCUAUCAGAGAGCUUGUGAAGAGAAUGCAGAACGCCAACAACACCCCUGUCCUCGAAACUCUGACCCCCCUCCUUUACCGAUGCAGCUCGCUUGUGUACAAUCGGAGUCACAUUCCGGCGAUCAUCAGCCUUUCGAGGACAAACGAGAACGGCCUGGCCGGCCCUGCACAUGAGCUGUUGCGGGAAAUCUCCUCUCGCAACCCCGAGGUGCUCGAAGCCCAGGUCCAGGAGAUGUGCAAAGAUAUUGAAACACAGGCACCGAAGGCCACAACUACCAAUGACACCGGUACCGAGGAGAUCCUCAAAGCUUGCGCGGGAUUCGCAAAGAAACUGGGAUCUAAGCUCCCCAAGGAGCGCAAAUUCUUUCUGUCCCUCGUCGACCACGCCCUCCACAGCCCAUCUCCCCAAGCUGCCAAGCAUGCCGUUUCGAUCCUUAUGGCCACCGCGGACAAGAAAGAGAUGUAUGCAAAGGACCUUAUCCAGAAGUGCGUUGCUAAAUGGACUUUUGGGUCGGAUAAGUUCCUCACCAAGCUGGCCACUAUGGCUCAGCUGAGCCUUCUCGCUCCCAACGAAGCAGACUGCGAGAGCGACUCCAUCAUUUCGAUCGCCGUGAACCAGAUUCUACUCACGAAUCGGACCCCCCAGCCAGAUUCAGGCUACGCUUGGUCGGAUACGGUAGAUGAUGAGACUGCCGCCAAGGAAUGGGCUCUCAAGAUCAUUGUCAACCGUCUACGUGCCAAGGGAGGCUCUGAUGGCGAAGAUGACUUCCGCGCCCAUGCGGAACCGGUCUACGAUACCCUUAAUAAGCUUGUGGCUAAUCAGGGUGAGCUGUCGAAGAAGAAGGAUACCCCGGGGACGCAAAAAUCUCGGUUACGCCUCCAAGCUGCCAAGUCGAUCCUCAAACUCUGUGCAUCUCACAGUCUCUGUGACCGAAUCUUUGCGCCCCGCGACUUCAAUGCCAUUGCGCUGGUCGCUCAAGACCCGGUCGCGGCUGUACGAGUUGGGUUCAUCAAUCAACUCAAGAAACAGCUGGUGCAGACUACCCACUUGAGCCACCGCUGGUAUACGAUCCCCUUCCUGCUGGCGUUCGAGCCGAACCCUAGCCUGAAGGACAGCACUCUCACUUGGCUGCGGUCUCGAGCUGCGUUCUUUUCUCAACAGGGCAGCGGUAAGAAGACCGAGCAGACCGCCAUGGAGGCUAUAUUCUCCCGCCUGCUAUCGCUUCUUGCUUACCACCCUGACUAUCCGCCCGCGGAUCUAGACGAUGCCACUCAGUUGGCUGAUCUGACCGACUUCGCCCGCUACAUCCUCUUCUAUCUCUCUGCGGUGGCCAACGAGCAGAACCUGUCGCUGAUCUUCCACAUCGCACAGCGCGUCAAGCAAGCACGUGAUGGUAUAACUAAAUCGGAUGAAAUGACCGUCCGACUUCAUACACUUUCAGAUCUGGCACAAGCGACUAUCCGGCGAUUCGCCGAUAUCUACUCGCAACAGCGCAAGUUUGGUGGGGGAGCUGCAGGCGGCACGAACAUUCUACAAACAUAUCCCGGGAAGAUGGGGAUCCCAAGUUCCAUCUUCGCUGCGAUGGGUAGCCACAAGGAAGCGCAAGAAGUGGCCGACAAGAACUUCCUUCCCGACGACGCGGAUGACCUACUCGACCGCCUCGUGAGAUCCGUGAUGCGGAUGAAAGGCGGGUCCCACGGCCAGGCAGCAGCGAAGAAGAGAAAGACGGAUUCGAAUGAACCAGGUGGCGAUACUGGCUCCGCAAAGAAAGCCAAAAAGGACAAGGCUCCCCGUGCUCGGAAACCAUCCGCAGCCGCAGCCUCCAAGACACCAAAGAAAAAGAAGAAGAACGAGGAUGACUGGUCCUCCGACGGCGAAGGUCGGAGUGGCGGUGCAACCGCCUCUGCCCGAAGACGCAGUAGCAGAGGCAACGCCUCGCGGAGAAUCAGCUACGCAGACCGGGACAGCGACGAAGAUGACGUGGAAAUGGACGAAUGGGAACAAGACCAAGAACAGGCCGACGAACCCGAAGAGGAUGAGGCCGACGAAAAGAGUGAAGCAAAAGAAGACAAAAACAACGUCAUGGAUGAAUCUUCAGACUCGGACGCUCUGUCGGAACCCCCAGACGAUGAAGACGAGUUCGAUAUUGAACCUGAAGAAACAGAAGCCAAGGAGCCCUCACCAUCGCCAGCACCGACGCCAGCGCCAGCAUCUGCCAAAAAGGCUGCUGGCGGAAAACGUAAUGCGAAACCGACGACAACGUCGCUACCCACGCGACGAUCCUCACGACGAGGAUAA